GGAUUAAUUAAUUAGCCAAACAUAAAAUUAUAAGAAUUCAAAACUAAACAAAAACUACGAAAAUGUGUUCGAAAUUCGUUUGUGUCGUACUCAUCGCCUCCUUCGCCUGCUGCGCUGUAGCCUUGCCCUCACAGCAACAGCUGGAUAACAGCGAAAAGGAUGUUAUUGCUUUGAUCGAUAGAAUCGACAGUGCCGAGUCGAUGCCACUCUUCGCUGGCCUGCGUGUUGAACGUUCGGAAACUGGUCGCUCAUUCGGUGUCUCAUCUAAUGGCGUUGAAUCGGUUGAAGAUCGCGUCGAACGCUAUCUGGCCACACACGAAUUGAACAUCGGCCUGACCGGCGAUGAGGAUGAGGAAACCGAGAGCGAAUAUGCCGGCCGUGCCAUGGAGGAAUCCCGCAGCAAGAAAAUGAAGAAGAUGCUCUUGCCCCUGCUCCUGAUCUUGAAACUGAAGAAGGCUGUACUCUGCAAAAUUGCUUUCAGCAUCGUCAAAUUCAUCUCGCUCAAGAGUUUGGCCAUUUCCAUUCUGGCUCUGAUCCUCGCUGGUGCCACUUUCUUCAAGGACUUGUUGGGCAAGAAGAAGGAACACAUCACCACCGCUUACAUCACCGGCAGCCCAUUGAACGCUGAAAUCGUGCACUCCGACUGGAACCGCAACGGCCAGGCUGCUGCCUCUGACUUAGCCUACAACCAAUAUGGCUUGGCUCAACCCUUCUAAGUGCAUACAAGCACAACAACACAAGCGAUUCGACAACGGCACAACCCGCCGCUAGAAUAUUUCUAGCUCUCCUAUCCCAUUCUCCCGCUUUCUUUAGCUUUCUCUGCCUCUAUCGAAUCUAUUUAUUUCACGCAAUGAAAGUUGAUCACUUUUACCCAAAUGCUUUCCAUUUCUAUCGAUCAACAUAAGAAUGACUAAAUUUUAGUUUAUUUAUAAAAAUCUAUAUUUAUAAAUAUUUAUUUGUAGUCAAGUAUUUAGUUUUUAAUUAGUGAAAACUAUGCGAUACCAAAAAAGUCAAACAAAAGCAAAUGCAAAAAAGCAAAAUGCAGCAAUGCAAAAUUUAAAAAACACAAAAAAAAUAAUAAACAAAAGCGAAUAAUAUUUAUUUCAUCAAAACAAAUACAUAUAAAUAAUUUUCUUAUUUAUUUAUCUUGCAAAGAGUCAAAUACCAAAGCCAUCAAUUAAGUCCUGUUUGUGGCAUAUGAACGCGCUGAGGCAUGCAACCGCCUUAACGCAAUUAGUUAAGCAAUCAGUAAUGUAAUAGUCAACGCGAGAAAUAUCAAAUAUGUCUUUAAUUACUUAUUCAUUAGUAGUAAUUGAUUUGUUUGAAUAUAUGGAAUUUAUUUUUAAUUAAUUGCUUGCAAUUAAGUUAAGCUCAGGUUCAGCAAAUAAAAUAUUUCGCAGCAGUUAAAUAAUAGCUUUAUUCCUCACAGUUUCUCCUGUGAAAUAUUUUGUAGCAAAUCGACAGAGUGUUGCUAUGGCACACACACACUCACCCCACACACGCCACUUAAAAUCAUUCAAAUAUCAACCAAAUUUCCUUCAGCCCUUUCCGCAAGCAUCAGAUUUAAUUAAAUUAAGAAUUUAUGUAUAUUUUUGUAAAAUAA
This is a messenger RNA of Anastrepha ludens (Mexican fruit fly), 1603 nucleotides long. RefSeq lists its product as uncharacterized. The record is from RefSeq and is a predicted model, not a curated record. The transcript has 3 exons. The coding region runs from base 63 to 716 and encodes 217 amino acids. NCBI's taxonomy places the organism in Eukaryota, Metazoa, Arthropoda, Insecta, Diptera, Tephritidae.